CGAGAGUUGUGGCACAAAGAAUGCACCGCCACAUUUUGGACUUCUAUUAUUUGAUCUAUGAGUGGUAACAUUUAGGUCUCAGAAUAUUCCCAUUUUUUCAAUCGCUUUUUGCAAUAACCAGAUACUCCUCGUACGUAGCCACCCUAACUCGUGAAUCCUACCUUCCCCUAACACGAGUACAGUAAUUGUUUACGCCCACCGCAACGAUCUAUUGAUACGAUGGAAUAUUCCCCUUCGACUAACCCUCAUCAUGUUCAUCUCGUCCAGCAACUUGCAAUGCAAAACCGCCUCAUUGUUUUGCAAGUUUCGACGCACCGCUUCUAUUGCGCCUUAUUUCGACUGUGGUCAUUGACCCGCUAAACUCUUUGCAGCUAGUUUUCCGAUUCGACAGUUGUCAACUUUCCCUCUUCCUACCGAAGAUGGCCUUCAUUCCAUUUUCGCAUGAGGAUGUUAGGUUUCGCCCAAACACGAAUCCCACAAUCGCAUGGACGAUCCGAUGGGAAGACAACGGAAAUCUUCUGACCCGAAUUCUCCAUUCCAAUUCCUGCUCUUCGAAGACUUUUCGAGAGACAUCAGAUAAGAUUCAAGCGCCAGUGCGUACGUAGUCGUUGAAGGCUCGAGGUACUAGACGAAUGUUUCAGCCAUUCCAAAUCCCAAGACGAUACCAGUAAACACAAUACAGCCUGCCUCUGGAAAAUGUUUGAAUGGACCGAUCUUUGGAAACCCGGCUCGAAUAUACAAAAGGUUAAUUUACUUACAAUGAAGACUUGUGAUUGGAUAAUUCCGCUAAAUAGUGGGUCUCAGAGGGCCGAGAGUCUUAAUAAUAAAACACUCCGGCUCUUCAUCUGAUAAAUGUACCUUUUUUGGAAACAACGCAAGCGAGAUUGUACCAGACCGGUACCUGUGCACCGUUGAUAGUUGGGACACCAACGGCACAUUCAGACUCGAGGUUUGUAGGAAUUUGCAGCACCAAAGAGCUCUUUUCAAAAUCGAGACAGGAUGGUUGGAAGAACGUAGAUGAAAUCAUCGGUUGCAUUUAACCGCAAAUGUACAGCUUUCUGCUUCUACAAUAGAUGGAUCAAGUGUAUCGUUCAUCAUUUGACAUCAAUUUUACUCCUGGGUUUAAUACCUCUGAGAAUGGAGAACGACUUUGACCAACCACCACUCUCGAUGUACAGUAUACUCGCGAUGUACUUUGAAGUAAAUAGUUUCAUCUCAACGUCCGAACACGAUGACAAUGCAACGAAUCGCAUGAUGUCGUCUCGCCUCAUUCUGCUUCAUGAUCUGAUGGCGCGACGAAAAUCUCUCCUUGUACUUCAAAGUACGGGCAUUCGAAAACUACAUUAUGUCCCGUCCGGACCUCAUUUUUUCUUCUUGUUUGAUCGUUCGUUUCUGGAUACUUGAACUGCACAUUCACACAUUCAUUACGCAAAGUGUUUCGCCGCCCUUACUCAUAUACACACACCGUACUUUAGCAAACACUCUUUAUCUUCGAUAUAAUCAAAACUCAAAAUGAAGCUCUCCAAUAUCGUUCUUCUCAGCUUCUGCGCCCUCGCAUCCGCUGGCGUGUUCCACAACCAACUCGAUUCACGUCAAGAGACUUCUGAUACACCAGCAAACCUUGGUGAAUCAAUGCCUACCGACGACCCCGCUAUUAAGGGCGCAUUAGACAGUAUCGAUGCGUAAGUGCCAACCUCUUCCUCCAUCGCUUUUCUCGUCUUAAUUCACAACAUGUCUAACCUCACGACAGAGCCUUCGCAAAAGAGCCCGUAGAAGACGUUAACCCGAACAAUGGCGGGAACAACGGCGGUGAUAAAGGUGGUAAUAACGGGAACAGACCAGGAGGAGGAAAUGGCAAUGGUGGCAACAGGAGGUGUAGUGAUGUUGUUGACAGAGUCGCCAGGGACCUCGGGCCAAAGAGUAUUGAAGGGGCUAUUGUGCGCAGGGUUGCUGAUGAACUACGACGACGUGGGCUAUGAGGUACAGGUUACUGGUACGGUGAGGCUUGGAUAGGAGGCUAUGGGGGGAUGGGAUGCCCGUUUGUUAGCGUUUUGUUUAUUCUGUCUCUCGCUAAACGAAAUCGCUAGUGGGAAGUCGCACCGAUUAAUUGGUGCUUCCGGAAGCAAAGAU
This is a messenger RNA of Hymenoscyphus albidus, 2130 nucleotides long. The record is from the annotation of a GenBank genome assembly. Lineage: Eukaryota; Fungi; Ascomycota; Leotiomycetes; Helotiales; Helotiaceae.